Bufo bufo (common toad) is the source of this 981-nucleotide messenger RNA. It is a transcript of the gene VWC2, whose product is annotated as von Willebrand factor C domain containing 2. The record is from RefSeq and is a predicted model, not a curated record. Gene Ontology annotation, cellular component: AMPA glutamate receptor complex. Bases 1 to 981 code for a protein of 326 amino acids. Gene Ontology annotation, molecular function: protein binding. NCBI's taxonomy places the organism in Eukaryota, Metazoa, Chordata, Amphibia, Anura, Bufonidae. The transcript has 3 exons. Gene Ontology annotation, biological process: negative regulation of BMP signaling pathway.
AUGCCCAGCUCCACUGUAAUGGCAAUUGGAGCUCUUUCCAGCUCUCUUCUCGUAACAUGUUGCCUGAUGGUUGCCCUUUGCAACCCUACUAUACGAGUCCAAAAUCUUACACAGGCACAAGGUCACGAACAACUAAAAAACAGCCAAGAAAAGAGAGAUCAUACAGCUCAUGAUAAUCAAAACCAAACAAAUUUGGCUUUACUAAAUGUGAAUAAAAUAGAAAAGGAUGAAUCUGUGAAAGACUGGAGAAACUCAGCUAACAACAUUAUUUUAAACAAAGAUUUUUUGACUAGACAAAAACAGACUUUGACUACUCAAACUUUGAGCAUUAAAUCAGGGACUGUUAAACAAAUGCAAUCAGAUGUGGUGCAAGACCAACCCCUAGAGGAAGCAUCACUUCUGGACAUGGUGACAACACAGGAGGCUCCAGAAGAAUAUGUCUACCCAGAUUAUCGAGGAAAAGGUUGCGUGGAUGAAAGUGGUUUUGUAUAUGCUAUUGGAGAAAAGUUUACUCCUGGCCCUUCAGCUUGUCCUUGUCGAUGCACAGAGGAGGGCCCCCUUUGCAUUCAACCAGAGUGCCCAAGGUUACAUCCACGUUGUAUUCAAGUUGACAACAGUCAGUGCUGCCCCCAGUGUAAAGAAAAGAAAAAUUACUGUGAAUUUCGAGGCAAAACCUAUCACUCCUUAGAAGAAUUUAUGGUUUCUCCUUGUGAGAAAUGUCGCUGUGACCCUAAUGGUGAAGUCAUGUGCACUGUGUCUGCAUGUCCUCAGACAGAAUGUGUAGACCCAGUCUAUGAGCCAGAUCAGUGUUGUCCCAUCUGCAAAAAUGGACCAAACUGUUUUGCAGAAACUGUUGUUAUCCCAGCUGGAAGAGAAAUAAAAACUGAUGAAUGCACUAUAUGCCACUGUACCUAUGAAGAAGGCACCUGGAGAAUUGAAAGACAAGCAUUAUGCACUAGACAUGAAUGCAAACAGAUAUAA